Messenger RNA from Episyrphus balteatus (marmalade hoverfly), 2172 nucleotides. Its product is annotated as glycerol kinase. The coding region runs from base 140 to 1936 and encodes 598 amino acids. The transcript has 8 exons. Gene Ontology annotation, cellular component: mitochondrion. Gene Ontology annotation, biological process: glycerol-3-phosphate biosynthetic process; triglyceride metabolic process; glycerol metabolic process. The record is from RefSeq and is a predicted model, not a curated record. Gene Ontology annotation, molecular function: kinase activity; phosphotransferase activity, alcohol group as acceptor. Lineage: Eukaryota; Metazoa; Arthropoda; Insecta; Diptera; Syrphidae.
AAAAAUUGACAUCUGUCAUUCUCCCAAAAAAAGAAAACCAAAAAAAGUUUCACCUCCCGAGCUGAGCCGACGAAAAAAAUUCAAAAACAUUUACGCAACCAAAAAAAAAAACUUAAAUGCAAUACAAAUUCCAGCGGCAAUGCAAUCACCAAUAAUGGCAAGUUUCGGUCGUUUCGGACCUCUAUUAGGUGUAGUCUCCGUCGCAAAUAAUAUUUGUAAAUUUUUAGUUUACUCUUCACGAAACGCCGAAGUCCUAACAUUUCAUGAACUUAAAUUAAAACAAUAUUUUCCUAACCCCGGAUGGAUAGAAUAUGAUCCAAUAGAUAUUUGGAAAUGUACCCAACAAUGUAUUGAGACUGCCUGCAAGAACCUCUUAAUAUUAGAAAUCAAUCCACAAGAUAUAGUUGCAUUGGGAGUCUGUACACAGCGUGGAACGACAGUUCUUUGGGACAAAGUUACUGGAAUUCCAUUACAUAAUGCCAUUGGUUGGGCAGACAACAGGACAUCAACGACAUUGAAAUCGAUUCUAGACAUUGUCAAAGGAAAAAUCAAUUAUUUAAAAUCUGUCUGUGGUUUGCCGCUGAGUACAUGUUUUAGUUCAUUGAAGAUCAAAUGGCUAAUGCAGAAUCUACCAGCAGUUAAUCAAAGUAUUGAAGAUAAACGAUGUCUUUUUGGAACUCUUGAUUCUUGGAUAAUAUGGAAUCUUAGUGGUGGAGUAACUAGUGGAAGUCAUGUAACUGAUGUUACAAAUGCCAACUAUACAAUGCUUAUGAAUGUACACACUCUGAAAUGGGAACCAAAGUUGUGUGAAUUCUUUCAAAUUCCAAUUGAAAUUUUACCAGAAAUUCGUUCCAAUUCGGAGACGUAUGGAUUUGUUGUUGAUGGAGCUCUUCAUGGAUUACCUAUUGCAAGUUGCAUGGGAGAUCAGCCCGCAGCCUUGCUCGGGCAAUUGUGUACCAAAGUCGGCCAAUGUGUUUGCACAAUAGAAGACAGCUGCUUUGUGCUUCUCAACACAGGCCAAGAAGUUAUAGACUCAAAUAAUGGCCUCCUUAGCAGCGUAGCAUUUAAAUUAGGCCCAAAAGAAAAUACAUUCUACGCUUUAGAAGGAGCCGUUUCUAAUGCCGGAUCAACAGUCUCAUGGCUCCAAGAUCAACUGCGAAUAAAUACAGAAAUUAAUCAAAAUGGAAAUGUUGCUGAAGUCUUGAGUAAUUUUCUUGGCGAUAAUUCAAUGAUUUCAUCAUCAUCAUCAACAAUGUUGAAUGGUUUAAAUGAAAAUGGAAACACUGCCAAACGUAGUGAGAUCAUUUUUGUACCAGCAUUCAAUGGACUGUAUGCGCCAUAUUGGCGCUAUGAUGCUAGAGGCAUUAUUUUGGGAUUAAAUAGUCAUACAACAGCUGAGAAUAUUACUCAAGCCGCUUACGAAUCGACCGGGUUUCAAGUUCAUGAAAUUUUAGAGUCAUUUCGUAAAGAUACUCCAACAUGGGAUCGAGCACCGAAACUAAUUGUUGGUGGAGAGUUCUCGGAAAAUAAUCAUUUUAUGCAGUUUAUGGCGGAUAUUAUUGGAAAUGGUUUGGAGCGACCACAAACUACCUCAUCUUCAUGUCUGGGAACGAUGAUUGCAGCUGGAAUAACUAUGAAGAUUAUAUCGAUAGAAAAUGCUCAAAAAAUGUUCACACCUCCUUAUGAUGUUUUUCAUCCUACAACAGCACCAAAUCGUCGUGAACUUCUUUAUUGUCGAUGGGAUUAUGCUGUUAAAAAAUGUUUGAAUUGGAACAAUUUUGAAACCUACGAAACAGAUAUGGAAUUAUUUAGACAACGAGAACGGGACCCAAAUCUACCAAUAAGACGUUCUAUUCCUGGAAGCAUUUUUCUAACGACGUCAUUUAUUUUAUUAAUAGUUGCUAGAUUUUUAAAAAAUACUUCGAUACAUAAUUAAUUCUUCCUCCGCAAUUAAGUCCAAAAAAGAGUGAUGUGAUUUCUGUUUAAAUGUGUAGUGUGCUGGUCUAGCGAUUGAUUCGUACAAAUUAUCUUUUUUUAUUUUAGAAUUCAAUUUAAAAUUUUUUUCUUUUCGUAAAAAAAAUUGUUGUGCCGGUAUCUAGUCUAGUCAAAAAAUGUAGUGGGAACUUUUGAAAUUAUUAUCAUAAUAUUAAAAUAGCAUUUAUUAUAUUUUUU